AUGGCAACAAGGAAGCCCUCUUCAACAUCCGAACCUGACUCUUCUCCUAUCAUCCGAUCCGACGUCAUCAAGUAUUACCAACUCGGCUCAACAGCCUUCCAUCAAGUCUUUGCCAAUUGUGUCAUCAGUAAAACGACAACCAAGGACAGUCUCAUCUCACUCACCUCUGGUAUUCUUGAACAUCUAGGCACCAUAACGGCUGUCGAGAUAGUUUACUUCAAUACUGGUAAAAAAGCAGCAGAGAUUGUCAUGGCAGUCAGCUUUCUCGACGCAAGUGCGGCCAAGCAGGCCUGUUCAAAACGCAGUUUCAUCGUCCCAACUCCGUUCCGUCAUAAAGGCAACCGACUCAUCGUUUAUCCCAAAUUACCCGACUCUGAAAACCAGACCUCCUCAGCUAGUCCCAAGUCUUCUUGCGCAGGUAGCCCUGGCUCUGGUACUGCUGAAGCCUCUGUCGAGCAGCCCGCUUCAUCGAGCUCUCAGCCUCAAGAUAGCGAUGAGAGCAAUCAGAAAACCACUCACUCCGGAGAUGAAACCGCGGAGUCGAAUGUCGAGACAAGUGAUCUUCCAGGUGAUGAGACCAACAAUGUAGAAAGUUCAGGAAAGGGUUCCCCAUCAUCUAGUUCAAACCUUCCGGCUGAUCAUGGCGAUACAGAAGAUGAAGUACCACCCAGCAAGAAAACCAAAAAACUCAAAUCACUUCCAAGCAAUUCUGACGAGCGAUCCCAAGAACAGACCUCUCCUGCACGGACCGAGCCAAGUCAUCGGACGUCAUCCGCUGAACGAUCACCUCCAAGCAAAUCUUCUCAUUCCCAAUCCUCUCAAGCUUCGUCUUCUCGCUCCCGUCAAGUUAUUGCCCUAGCUAUGGUCUGCCGUUCAAUAACUCGUGACGAGAUGAAACCAAUGGCGCGCGAGGUUCUUGGGCCUCUAGGACAAAUCUCGGACGUUGAGAUUCUAUCAUUCGAGGGUCGAAGGUUCAUCAAUGUCGUCCUGCUCAUCACCUUCGAACGAUCGAGUCCAGCUCGGGAGGCUUGUUCAAGACGCCGGUUUCGGAUACCUUCGGCCUAUCACUAUCACGACUACGAUCUAGUCGUCUUCGAGAACACACCACAACGACAUCUUUCUUCGGAUACCGGCCCAUCCCAGAAACCAUCUGAGAACCUGAAUACUCCCAGUCACUCCUCCGAUCAAGCCCCUCAACCUAUCUCCUCCCCCAAUAAUUCCCACCCUACUUCUGAGUGUCCACAAAUCGAGGAAACAGAUCAACUCAACUCGAGCCCUGACCGGAAACCAAUUGAUAUGCUGCUCUCUUCUGAUCCCGUCGAUCAAGACAAUCAGGUUACUUCCCGGUCGCUUAGUCGUCAACCAUCCACUCCCUCCCCCGACACAAUGGAAGAGCCCGCGAGCGAGGAAGGCGCCACCGAUGGGCCACCACUCAAGAAGAUGAAGACCCACCGGAUCGUUUCUGACAAGAGCACGGCCGAACGGGCAAUGGUCCCACUCGAACCACCCCAAAAGGCCACUCCACUGGACCUGAAAAAAGACGGCAAACCCUCACCGAUGCAAACUCCUUCAUCUAGCCGUCUGGACCGGCGCAUCCACAGCGGUUCUUACCAACCUGGCCCCGUACACCAGGUCUUUGCAUCCGGCCUUGUCCAUCAAUGUUGCACUCGUGAGAAGAUACCCCAAUUGAUGAACGAUAUCCUCGGGUUCAUAGGUCCCAUCUCGGACGUAGAGAUCCUGAGCUUUGUGGGUAAGGGGGCGAGCCAUGCCUAUGACAUCGUCAUAGCGGUCACUUUCGAGCAAACCAGCGCCGCACGUGAGGCUUUCUUUCGUCGGACGUUCGAGGUUCCAAGUCCAUUUAGCUAUCAGAAAAAUUCCAUCACCGUCCAUCGCACCCUUCCUGGUACCCGCAACCAGCAACCGACACCGCGCCUAUCCACCUCCCAGAUAGACCUACCUCAGACCCCUCCUCCUGCUUCAAUUACCCCCUCCCAUCCCUCACCUCCAGCGGACAAUCCGACCUCCCGGUUUUUCUCUCCUGCUCAAGAUAAACCGCUGACCACUGAAGAUUCCGGACCGGAGGAAUCGGCAAUGGUCAUUGACACAAACGAACCUUGCAUUAGUACUAGUCCGUCAUCGUCAAGCAGGUCGGUUGAGGCUUCCGCCGAUCAACCCCCCUGUGGCUCGAGGAGUGAAUCAGCUCAGGCGGUCGACCAGUCGGCUCAGAUGGAUGAUUCGGCUUCAGAAGAUCAACCUCUCUGGGAACGUGUUGAUAAGAUCAAGCCCUCUGUCGAUGAUAAUGCGCCCCCUCGACCGUGGUCGCCAAGCUCUUUUGUGGUCUACGAACGUCUAACGCCGGUCGCUCCGAUUAAACCCCCACCUACUCGGCAAAAGUUUCAUGCCCGCCAACGAGGUCUGAUCGACCUUAAACUGACAAUGGACGAGCGGGUAGCCGAGCAAGCUGAGAAAGUGAUCCACGGGCACCCCUUCCCUCAAUGUGAUUCCUGGCCGCUCUUCCUCAGUUCCCGUUAUGUUCGAGGGUACGGAGCCUUGAACGCGCUUCGUGCCAAACUCAAACAGGAUUCUCUCAACAAAAGCCUUUGUGCCCCUCAGCCUAACCAAGAGCCGCCCACUCCGAAAGAUCCCCGAUCCAAAAUCAGGAACAUUGAGCUCGAGAAUGAGCCUUGUUUAUCCGAUGCUUCUCGUACUCCUCCUCCUCCGCCACAGCCUCCUUCCUCCGAAGUUGACCAACUACAGUCUUCCCCACAUCCCCCCACCAAACCCAAACGUCGAUCUCGUCGCCCUCCUUCAGUCCCAUCUUCCCCAUCCAAUAAGAACCCAGAUGAUCAACCGCUCCCUGAAGAAGAUCUCGGUCUACCCCUCCGGACCGUCCAGUUCGCUAUCCCUGAAAAUUGCAAGAGGGAACAUCCUUCUUGGUCUGCCAAUCGUCUCCACUUCAAGCUCGAUAAGAUCCGCUUGACCACUAGCAAGAAUCAGACCGUGGUUGACUCUGCAUGGGAAUCCGAUCGUUUGGUGCUCUAUGUAGUCCCUAACUCAGAUGAUUCUCUCCUCCCCUCUCAAGUCCAAGAGCUAGACAAUAACAGUCCCGCGGUUCGUGAAUCUCAACCCGUGCCUUCUACCUCGGGAUCUGUAACACGUGAUAGAAGUACAUCAAGUGACGCCCGCUCAGUCACACCGCCCGCUCAGCCGGAGCGAUCGCCGAAAACCCAUCGCUCGUGGCCAUUUGAACCCGCGCCGAUGUAUCUUGAUGAAUCCACUUCUACGGACUUUCCUCGAACACUUAACGACUUCUUGACGACCUUCUUCCGGCUCUGGGAAGAAUCUCGUGAGGAUCUUCGGUACCUCUACGACGAUUCUGCUGUCUUCUCCAACAUCCUUGCUAAGCAGGGCCGCAAAGCCUCUGCGAUCACCAAGAGCACGGGGUGGGCGAGUAUCUUUAAGAGUAUCAGCCGUCUUCCUGCGCUCUCGAAUGAUCCGAUGUCCGACAUCAUCAUCGAUGCCAGCCCGAUCUCACUCCUCCCUCUCCGAGUUAUCUGUAGUGUCCAUGGUUCCUUCUCGGAAUUCCCCAAAAACGUCAGAAGAGCUUUCGAUCGCACUCUCAUCCUUCGCCCGGUUGAUGUCCAUUUACACCCCUCUGAAGGCUGUCUGGGAGUCUUGAAGUGGAUCAUCCUCAGUGACACGCUCACCAUUCGAAAACAUACCUCUCGUACCACAUCUAUCACCGAAGGAUUUCGUGAUAUUCACAAGAGUAGGGCUUGUCAAGAGAUGGGAUCGGAUUAUCAUCAAGCUCGUGAAGUCUUUCAAGAAAACCUGAGGUCCCGCGGUCAAUCAUCAGUAGGAAGAGGAGAAGAACGGACGAGAGCCCGGAGCUCUUCUUCUCAUCUACGCGUUCAUUCCUCUCACGACUCGCCUCUCCCCACAGUCACCCGAACGAAAGUGGAGCAGCCCAAUCCAGCAAGCUCGACGGUGGUCGAUUGUCCAGCAGAUGAAAGUCUACGUUCAGGCUCGGAGACCGUGGGUCAAUCGACGAGUGAAUUAUCGUCACUCCAGCAACAACUCAAGGCGAUGCAGGCGGAAAUUGAGAGUCUAAAGACCUUAACGCGUGAAGGACGGUCGACCAAUUCGUCGGCGGGACUCGAAGAUCCAUUGGGAGGACAUAAACCGAAGCCGGUGGAGCAAGCCGUGAGGAGGGUGGAGAAGGAGGACACAGGGAAGGGACGGACACGGAAGACGCAGAUCGGGGUAGUCGAUUCCUGUUCGGCGGGCCAUCUCGGGUUCGGAGUGUCCAAGAAACGGCUCCUGUUGUCGACCGAUUUGGGUCGCUAUCUGGUGAUCUCAAUGCGUGGCGAUAUCCUCACUUGGGAUCCUAACCAUUCUCCUCACGUCGAACUCGUCAAAUCAGGCGCUUCCCCGACCGAUAUCGUCGACUCGGCCGUCUUCGAUAAUCGCUCCCAUACCCUCGUAGUAGGCUCCAGAACCUCUAAAACCGCUCGGAAUACUCAUAGCUCUAAUAAGGGUGGGAUGAUCUUUGAUCGGUUGUUAUUGGACGAUAUGAUACAUGAAAACGGAGUUCGAGCAACCUGUUUAGCACCUUCGAGUAUCACCAACAACACCAACGAAUUUCCCAGUAAUUCAGAAACUAUUGAAGGUGGAGGAACAAUCGUUAAAGCACAAACCAAACACCACAAAACUCAAACCAAUUUCUUAACUGCUGGCCAAGAUAAAUUCCUCAGUUUAUGGAAAAUCGUCCACACCUUUAAUCCCAAGAAAAAAUCUUCUUCGUCGUCGUCCUUGGGGUUCUCUUCAGGAGUGGGGUCCGGCUCCGGCUCCGGCUCAAUCGUGUUUAAGGAUGUCGUCAAGAUUCCCGCGGCUCAUUCCGGGAUCAUUCAGUCUUUGUGUUUGUUUGAUCAUAAAAAUUCCGUCCUUUCUGGGGGCCAUGAUGGAAAAGUUUAUGCGACGGAUCUGUCUCAAGCUUUUCAUCACACUUUGUGUCUUGAAGAAAAUUCGCAUAUCUUUGAUAUUCAAACUAAUCCGGUUGUUAGUGAUACUAUUAUGGUUACUACUGGGAAUAAAGCACCUGGAAGUCAAUUUCGAUAUUGUGAUCUGAGAACGCCAGCCCGACCAGUGAUAAGUUUCGGCCUGACGAGUAUGACGACAGGAAGUAUAGGGACGGGAGGGCACACGGAGGCGGGGGUGAAGUACCAUCGCAAAGGAAGCCUGCGGGAUUAUCUGUGGAGUUAUCCGAAUGCCGAUCCGGGGACCGGAGGCGUGUUGCUGUGGGACCUCAGAUUCCCCGCCUCGGGGUUCUCCCUCUCUUCUUCUUCGUCUUCCUCCUCCUCCUCGUCCUCUUCUACUUCUUCUUUGACGUUUAAUCCGGCUUGUUCGGUCUCCAAUUCUGCGCCCGACAUUCUUUGA
Molecule: messenger RNA, 5436 nt
Organism: Puccinia graminis f. sp. tritici CRL 75-36-700-3
Lineage: Eukaryota; Fungi; Basidiomycota; Pucciniomycetes; Pucciniales; Pucciniaceae
Exons: 15
Coding region: 1-5436 (1811 amino acids)
Biological process (GO): poly(A)+ mRNA export from nucleus
Cellular component (GO): nucleus
Molecular function (GO): protein binding; RNA binding
Source: RefSeq, a predicted model, not a curated record